Molecule: messenger RNA, 918 nt
Organism: Hydatigera taeniaeformis
Lineage: Eukaryota; Metazoa; Platyhelminthes; Cestoda; Cyclophyllidea; Taeniidae
Source: the annotation of a GenBank genome assembly
AUGAACUUGUAUGGUUCGUCCUGGGGCGGGCAGUCGGGGACUUCCGGCUCCAGUCAAUUUUAUGCUGCUCCUGAUGCCUCUCAACAUAACUAUCCAAACCAGUAUUAUAGUCCCACCUCAUAUCAGCACUCUGCGUCGCUGCAGCCCUCGCCGUUCAAUCCGAUUGAGGGUCCUGUUUUUGUAAACCGGGUAGCCCAAAAUGUGGCAAUGCAGUAUGGUUCGGAGGCUAUCGGACAGGGUACACAGCUAGUUGAGAAGUACUUUUCAUUGUCUAAGUUGAAACACUACUUCGCUGUUGAUAAUGCGUAUGUCGCCGGAAAACUCGGGAUCCUUUUCUUCCCGUUUUUUCAUACACGAUGGGAUUUACAAUACGAUGCAUUGGGGGUCGUUCCUCCUCGUGAAGACAUCAAUUCUCCUGAUCUCUAUAUCCCUACAAUGGCCUUUAUCACAUAUGUGUUCGCAGCAGGUGUGUCUCUUGGUGUGGAGGGUAGAUUUGCUCCUGAUCUGCUGGGUAUUCUCUCAAGCCAGUCUUUCGUCUGGCUAAUCCUCGAGGUGUGCGCGCUCACUCUUGCCCUCUAUCUUCUGAACAUCCAGUCCAACCUUGGCUAUCUUGACCUUCUCGCCUACUGUGGGUACAAGUUUGUCUACAUGAUAACAGUGGUACUGGUGGCUCUUGUGCUCGCCGCUCCAGGAUACUAUUUCGCUCUUGUUUGGACGAGUCUUGCAUUUGCCUUUUUUCAGAUUCGUUCGCUGAAGCUACAGGUGUUACCACAAGCGGAUCGUCAGGUAUCGCUGAGUCCGCGUCGGGGAGUCUACUUUCUCGUCUGUACCGCGCUCUUCCAACCCCUUAUUAUUUGGUGGCUCACCAGUUCCGUUAUUCCCACCACUUGGUCAACUGCACUCGUUGAUGGUGUCUGA